Molecule: messenger RNA, 1485 nt
Organism: Cydia splendana
Lineage: Eukaryota; Metazoa; Arthropoda; Insecta; Lepidoptera; Tortricidae
Product: kelch domain-containing protein 3
Exons: 5
Coding region: 131-1276 (381 amino acids)
Cellular component (GO): cytoplasm
Molecular function (GO): protein binding; chromatin binding
Source: RefSeq, a predicted model, not a curated record
UUGUCACUGUCAAGUGUCAGGUCAGCAGCAGUUUUGGCCGUAGGUAUUAAUUUACAUAAAAUUCUUAACUAAAUCAAUAGUACAAUAGUAAACGAAGUGAUUAAAUCGGCAGUCGCUAUUGGUAGCUAACAUGAAAUGGACGGCUCACAUUGAAGGCGGGCCGCGGCGCGUUAACCAUGCGGCGGUCUGCAUAGGAGAAAAAAUACUUUCCUUUGGUGGCUACUGUUCUACCGAGGAAUAUAAGGAUUGGGACCCCAUCCCUGUUCACGUCUUGAACACACAAACUCUACGGUGGUCAGCAGUUAACUAUAAGAAAACAGAUGUUGUACCUUUUCAGAGGUACGGACACACAACAGUUGCUUAUGGAGAAAAGGUGUUCAUGUGGGGAGGCAGAAACAAUGCAGUGGCUUGCGACAUACUCACCGUUUUUGACACGAGAACACUGGAAUGGAGCACGCCCACCGUCUCCGGGAGGAUUCCAUAUGCUAAAGACGGGCACUCGGCUUGCAUUAUUAACAAUAAGAUGUACAUAUUUGGAGGUUUUGAAUAUCUUACUGAUCAGUAUUCACAAGAAGUGCACUGUUUAAACUUGGACACAUUUGAAUGGCAGUUUGUACAAGCAAUAGGAACCCCACCAUCCCAUAGAGAUUUUCAUACAGCCGUGGCACAUGGAGAUAGAAUGUAUGUCUUUGGUGGGAGAGGUGACUUGAAUAGCCCAUACAAUUCACAACAAGAAAUAUAUUGUUCACAAAUGUACUAUUUAGACACGAAAACGGACACAUGGGUGGCAUUGAAUCCUAAUAAAAUAUGGCCGUGCGGCAGGCGCAGUCAUUCUGCAUGGAUACAUGAUGAUUACAUGUACAUCUUUGGAGGAUACAAUGGCAACACAAAAAUGCAUUUCAAUGAUCUCUUCAGAUAUUCAAUCAAGAAAAAUCACUGGGAACUGGUCCAUGUGAACGGGCAGGUCCCAUGCAAGAGAAGGCGGCAGGCCUGCCUAAUUCUUAAAGAUAAAAUGUACUUGUUUGGAGGCACCAGUCCGCAACCGGCGAAAAACGUUCCCCUCCGGCCUGUCUCCGAAGACGACAGCCUCGAGCUGCUACUGGACAACAACGACCUGCAUAUCCUAGACUACUCACCGACGCUCAAGACACUCUGUAUACUCAAAGUUCUGGAACACAACCUGGACCAGAGCGUGUUACCACGCCACAUUAUUAUGGACAUCCGAAGCAUGUCGCAGCCGAACCGCAUCAGCAGAUCCAUCAACCAAGCGGGCUGAACUCGAAGCAGUGCAUGUGCUUGCUGUUCAGCCAGUACAUGCGCUGUGAUAGCUGACGUUGCCGAAUACUUCAUAAUAGGCGCAUGUAGUGCAAGUGCAACUCUAUCGUACUUAUUUGUGUGUCUUUAAUUAGUACUUUUGUCAAAGCUUUACCUGAACACACAUGUAAUAUAAGUAGACUACGCAAACACCUAGAGUUGGAUCAAGAA